UUUUUUCCGUCUUCAAAGUAAAGUAAAAUGUCAGCUACGUUAGCGACAUACCACGGUGGGGAUGGUGAUGGCAGGGAUCCCCCUGAUCCUUCUAGGGUACCGUCGUCUUGCGAAGCAGUUCCACCUCCGGUCAGAAAGGGUCGUGGGGUUGCCGCAAACGCUAAUCUCGAAAAAAAAAGGAGAGAAGCUGGUAAGCCCUUACCGGUGGAGGUAGAUCUUGAAACCGGCAAAGUAGUUGGCACUGAAGCCAGCAAUUAUGUUCGAUUUCUUGGCCAACAAGUGAGCAUGUUGUGCCCGGGUGGUCAUCUAAAUUUUUCCGAUGUACCCCAACAAUACAAGGAUCAAGUGCUUAAUCGAAUCAGAGUGAGUGAUUUUUAA
This is a messenger RNA of Cannabis sativa, 378 nucleotides long. RefSeq lists its product as uncharacterized. The transcript has 2 exons. Bases 28 to 378 code for a protein of 116 amino acids. NCBI's taxonomy places the organism in Eukaryota, Viridiplantae, Streptophyta, Magnoliopsida, Rosales, Cannabaceae. The record is from RefSeq and is a predicted model, not a curated record.